AUGAAUAGAAGUUGGAUUCAAGCACCGCGCAUAACUGAAGAGUAUGAAAAGGGGGUACAUGAUUUCUUGGAAUUUGCAAAACAGCAUGCACCAGUGUUGGAUGGUUUAUAUUUUUGCCCAUGUGUCAAAUGUGUUAAUGGAAGGCGUCAGUCAUUAGAUAACAUUAAGUCACAUCUCAUUUGUGACGGCUUCAGUUGGAGUUAUACAAAUUGGAUAUGGCAUAGUGAAUUGCCAGACAUGUCCAGAGAUGCCGAGACUGAGGUGGUACAUGUUGAAACCGGCGAUCGAAUGGAAGUCAUGAUACGUGAUCUUGGCCAAGAGGGAUUUUUGGAAGCGCAUGCACCCUAUCAUGAUGACUUAAAAACUAAUUCAAAGUUGUCGUUGUACGAAGGGUGCGUAAAUUUUACUCGAUUAUCGGCAGUGCUAGCUUUGGUCAAUUUGAAGGCUAGAUUUGGGUGGAGUGACAAAAGUCUAACUGAGUUGCUUGUGUUGUUGAAGACGAUGCUUCCUAAAAAUAACAAGUUACCCAAGAGUCACUACGAAGCUAAAAAGAUAUUAUUUCCUGCGGAAAUGGAGUACCGAAAAAUUCAUGCAUGCCGAAAUGAUUGUGUGUUGUAUAGAAAACAAUUUGCUAACUUGCAGAAUUGCCCGACAUGUGGGGUAUCACGAUACAAACUAAACGACGGGGAAAGCACUAAUGAUGAUGGCACAAGAAACCCUCGUCUAGUAAAGGUUUGUUGGUACCUUCCAAUUAUACCAAGGUUUAAGCGAUUGUUUGCUAGUGAACACGAUGCUUCAAACCUCACAUGGCAUUCAGUUAGCAGAAUCAAUGAUGGGUUACUCCGACAUCCCACUGAUUCGCCACAGUGGAAGACAAUUGAUCACUUGUAUCCUGAAUUUGGAGCGGAACCUAGAAACCUAAGACUUGGUCUUGCUUCAGAUGGCAUCAAUCCAUUUGGUAAAUACAUUAUGUUGUCUAUGAUGAUAUCGGGUCCAAGACAACCAGGAAACGAUAUUGAUGUCUACCUGACUCCGUUGAUUGAAGACUUGCGGAAAUUGUGGGUGGACGAGGUUGAUGUGUAUGAUGCCAAUCAGGGUGACACCUUUAGCUUGCGUUCGAUGAUAUUUUGCAUUGUCAAUGACUUUCCUGCUUAUGGAAAUUUGAGUGGGUAUAAUGUGAAAGGACACCACACAUGUCCAAUUUGUGAGCAGAAACGAAAAGCAUUUAAUGGAACCAAUGAGCCUGAAGGUGCCCCAGAACCUUUAGCUGGCCAUCAAGUGUAUGAACAUGUGAAAGACAUUGUUACUGUAUUUGGUAAGACACAAUGGAAGGAUCAUGCAGAAAAGAACAUUUGGAAGAAAAGGUCGGUAUUCACUAAUCUUCCUUAUUGGACCAAACUACAUGUUCAACAUUGUCUCGACGUAAUGCAUGUGGAGAAGAAUGUGUGUGAUAGCUUAAUAGGCACCCUUCUUAACAUCAAAGGCAAGAUAAAGGAUGGUCUUCAAUCCUGUCAGGAUUUGGUGGACAUGGGUAUACGACAGCAAUUGCAUCCUCAACCACAAGGUCGCCAAACGUAUUUGCCCCCAGCAUGUUACACAAUAUCAACAAAGGAGAAAAAACAAUUUUGUCAUUGUCUAAAAAAUGUUAAGGUACCACAAGGAUACUCUUCCAAUAUCAAGAGCCUUGUGUCAGUUAAUGACUUGAAGUUGGUUGGGUUGAAAUCUCAUGAUUGUCAUGUCUUAAUGCAACAGUUGCUAGCAGUAGCCGUUCGUGGUAUCUUGCCUGACAAAGUUAGGUUUUCCAUAACCCGGUUGUGUUUUUUCUUUAAUGAGGUCUGUAGCAAGGUUAUUGACCCAAAUAAACUUGAUGAUUUGGAGAAUCUUGCCUCCAUUAUCUUGUGUGAAUUAGAGAUGUAUUUUCCUCCAUCCUUUUCUGACAUUAUGAUUCACCUAAUUGUUCAUCUUGUACGUGAGAUCCGGUUGUGUGGGCCAGUAUUUUUACGGUGGAUGUAUCCUGUUGAACGUUACAUGAAGGUGUUGAAAGGAUAUACAAAAAAUAGAAAUCGACCAAAGGCUAGCAUUGUAGAAAGAUACAUUGUUGAGGAAGCAAUUGAGUUUUGUUCAAAAUAUAUAACACUGUGA
This is a messenger RNA of Glycine soja, 2142 nucleotides long. RefSeq lists its product as uncharacterized. The transcript has 3 exons. The record is from RefSeq and is a predicted model, not a curated record. NCBI's taxonomy places the organism in Eukaryota, Viridiplantae, Streptophyta, Magnoliopsida, Fabales, Fabaceae. Bases 1 to 2142 code for a protein of 713 amino acids.